Molecule: messenger RNA, 834 nt
Organism: Plasmodium fragile
Lineage: Eukaryota; Apicomplexa; Aconoidasida; Haemosporida; Plasmodiidae
Exons: 2
Coding region: 1-834 (277 amino acids)
Source: RefSeq, a predicted model, not a curated record
AUGAUGACAAACGAUACAAGUGAAGACGCCACCGGGGGAGAAAACGAGAACGGCCAUGAGAAUGUAAAAAGUACAAGUGAUGAAGAGGACAUAAAAUAUAAAACACCAGACACGCACACAAAUUUUUGGAAGUCUUUCGGGCUUGGUACCAAGGCAGGGAAGCUCCUUUAUAACUUGUAUGGGGAGAAGAGCAAAAUAACCCCCGCCCUGAUCAGGACGAAGAGGGCUACUAAGGAUGAUGCGCAGAUGAGUGAACCUGUUGAAGUGGAAAGGAGGACUCGUCCUCAAGUCAGCUACUCGGAGUUCAAAAAGCCCGCCCCGAAGGAACACCCCAUAGACGCAAUACCGCACAGGAAGCCGCUGGCGAAAAUUUUGGAGGACACAAAAAACUACGAGUGCAUAAAACAGCUUCCUGCACGAAUUGAACAGAAUCGAAAUUUGGAAAAAAAAAAACUCAGCGAGCUUUUCUUUGGUUACAAAUGUAAAGUCCUUCCCCCCAGUUGCUCUCUAGCUGUCUUAACAGACGAGGAGAGAAGGGAGGCAAUACAGAGUGCAGAGAAAACUUUUUCUGAAAUGAGGAAUUCCAGUUGCAGGGAAGAAAACAUUAAGGAAGGCAUGAAGAUGUAUCAAGCCGAGCUGAUGACGGAACUGAAAGAAAAGGUCGAUCAGUAUAAUCAGCUGGUCGCCCUUGGAGUGCAACACAAGGAAGGGGCCGCUCCGACCGAGAAAGAGUGUAACGAAUAUAAUUAUAAAAAAAUUCAGCUGUGCAACGAAAUUGAGGAUUGCAAGAGGAACAUUCAGAAAACGAACGCUGUGUUGGACGGGUCCAAGUGA